This is a messenger RNA of Vigna umbellata (rice bean), 1005 nucleotides long. RefSeq lists its product as uncharacterized. The record is from RefSeq and is a predicted model, not a curated record. Gene Ontology annotation, molecular function: zinc ion binding; nucleic acid binding. NCBI's taxonomy places the organism in Eukaryota, Viridiplantae, Streptophyta, Magnoliopsida, Fabales, Fabaceae.
AUGGUGGAGAGGACGAAAGUGUUGGAGAAGAACGCUCAGGAGGUCGAACAGUAUAAGAAGAACCAGCAGACGGCCAGAGGACCGAUUAUUUCCAGGAACGCUUCGAGUCAGAGAAGGACCCCUUAUACUCGGCCUGCACUACCCGCUAGCUCUAGUGGGUCCCCUUCUCAAUCAUUGGUUGUUGUCGGUCAGUCUGGACAGCAAGGGGCUGUGACUUGUUUUCAUUGUGGAGGGCCUCACUACAAGUCGUCAUGUCCCCAGCUAGUAGGAGGAAAGUUUUGCGCUCAGUGUAGAAGGAAUGGUCAUCUGGAGAGCGAAUGUAACAUGGGAAGGCGAGCGGUGAUGAGGCCACCGAAUGCUGGAAGAAAACAACCGAGAGGUGGUGGCCGAGCACAAGCGGUCGGUCGAGUUUAUGCAAUAGCUGGUGCUGAAGCAGCAAGUUCAGCUAACCUCAUUAUCGAUACUUUCUUGCUGUAUGGUAUAUCUUGCUGUGUGUUAUUUGAUUCGGGGGCAACACAUUCCUUCAUCUCGAAGGCAUGUGUUGAGAAACUGGGAUUGACCGAGAGUGAGAUGCAGUUUGACUUGGUAGUGUCAACCCCAGCAACUGGUGAGGUUAGGACGUCUACUAUGUGCAUUGGAUGUCCUAUUGAGGUGGAAGGGCGUAGAUACAAGGUAAACCUUAUUUGUUUACCUCUAAAAGAAUUAGAGGUGAUUUUAGGAAUGGAUUGGUUGGCUGCCUAUCACAUUCUUAUAGAUUGUGGUGAGAAGAAGUUAGUAUUCCCUGACGAAAAAGAAGAAUAUUCGAUAACGCUCGGUCAACUAAGGGAAGAUAUCAUGGAAGGCGCUAGCUGUUUUCUGAUAAUGACGCAUACGGACGUAGUGUCCGAGGAGUUAAGUCAUGACCGAGCGGUUAGUCAAGAGCGAAGUGGAGAACAUUCGGUUGUGAAUGAAUUUCUGGACGUCUUUCCAGAAGAAGUGCCUAGACUACCUCCCCUCGCGAGGUAG